UGGAGGUGUUAUAUUGGUCAAUUUGGCUUUUAAUUCUGCUAGUUUCCGCUUCCUGUUGGCCAUGGAGGUUAAUAUCAAAGAAGCUGUUAAUACGGGACUGGUUAAUGUCGGUAUUACAUUUCUUCCCGUAUUGCAUGGAUUUGAACUAGUUCAAGUUUUUCUGUUGGUAUUUGGACGACUUGAAUAGACGCUUACACCUGUGUUCAUGUCUGGCUUCUAAAGUGGGAGGCGUCACCGCUAUGAUACCUGAUAGCUAGGGUGAAAUCUCAUAGCUAACCUAUUGCUAGCUAGCUUGUUAUCUGUAAACAAAGCCGGCUAGCUACCGUUAAUUUCAGUUGACAGACAACGCCCAGGUACACCUCAACAUAAAACAGCUAUUAGCUAAAUUCUUAAGAUUCUAGGCAGUCACCCGCAUUUGUGUAGCGAGUGUAGUUUGAGGUUGCAGGCCUCUGUGGGAACAAGCUAACUAGCUAGCCAUCGAAUAGCUGUCAUAAUGGAUAAACAGGAAUCUGAUCGAUUGAUAGAGAAAGCAAAGCUGUGCUUGCGGUCAGGGCGGAGAGAAAAAGCCCUUCAACUGUUGUAUGAAGCCCAGAAAAUAUUCCCCAGCACCCGGGCCAGAGUGCUGAUUGAUGCCAUAGUGAGGAAUGGGAGCUCGGCUGCUCCAGAGGAGCCCCACAUACCCCCACCACGUGGCUUCCGAUCAAAUGAAGAGGACGGGGAUGGAGAGGAGGCACGCAGAGGAGCCAGUGAGGAGAAGCAGACCUACACAGAGGAUCAGCGUCAGGGUGUUUUCAGGAUAAAGAAAUGCAAGGACUUCUAUGAGAUCCUGGGCGUUCCUAAAGACGCUAGUGAUGAAGAUCUGAAGAAGGCAUACAGGAAGCUGGCACUGAAGUUCCACCCUGAUAAGAAUUGUGCCCCGGGAGCAACAGAUGCAUUUAAAGCCAUAGGCAAUGCGUAUGCGGUGCUCAGCAACGCUGAGAAGCGUCAUCAGUAUGACCAGUAUGGAGAACAGGCUCCGUCUGAGAGCACCGCCCACGCUCGCCACGGACACUACCGCAACUUCAACAGCGACUUUGAGGCCGACAUCUCCCCUGAGGAACUCUUCAACAUCUUCUUUGGAGGAAGGUUUCCCACAGGCAACAUCCAUGUGUACAGCAACCGAGGAGCCACCUACUCUGACUUCUAUCAGCCUCGUCGGCGACGAGCAUAUGAGAGGCGCGAGGAGGAGGUGGUGGAGAACCGCAGUCAGCAGAACACCUUCACAGCCUUCCUGCAGCUUCUUCCUGUUCUGGUGCUGAUCCUCAUAUCUGUUGUGACCCAACUGAUGGCCACCAACCCUCCUUACGGUCUCUUUUACAAACCGUCCACAGACGACGCAAUCGCCAUCACACUGGAAGUCUCAAGCUAUUGCUCGCCUGAGGGCCAUGGGCCUGGUGGUAUCCCGGGAGACCCAGAACAUGGGUGUUCCCUACUACGUGGACAAGGGCUUCCAGAAGGAGUACCGUGGGGAGUCCCUGGAGGAGCUGGAGAAGACCAUAGAGAGUGACUACAUCGAACACCUGCAGAGCAGCUGCUGGAAGGAGAAACAACAGAAGUCGGACUUGGCGAACCUUGCACAACUGUACCGUGAUGACAGACUGAAGGCGAAGGCUGAGUCUCUGAAGCUGGACAACUGUGACAAGCUGUACCGCUUUGUGGGCCGACAGAGAGGAGAAGGAGGGGCUUAGACAGGAGGGAGGCAUCUCUUUCCAGCUGGGAAUUCUACACUUUACUAAUUUAAUAUGGUUUAUUUAUUUUAUUUAUUCAAUCGGGUCACUUUUUUGAAGAACAUCUCUUCUCUGGAUAGAGCACAGUGGUAGCCAAAGCCCUUUGAUCUGAAACAUUGUGCCUUCUCUCCUCUCGGAUGGAAGAAAGUGGAGGUGCAUGUACUAUGAGUUGCCCACCGUGGCUCUGUGGAUAACAACAUAAAGCCUAGUCUGGCUGGCUCUGGGAUUGUUUUAUUGAUGUACAGUAGGAGCCUUGUUAAUGCUUCCUUACAUUAAGGAAUAUAGGCUUGCAUACAACAUUUGAGAAAAUGGUUGUCUGUUCACACCUACACUUUGUUAGUCACCUGUUUGAAACAUGUUUAGCAUUGCUGCUGGGUUACUCAUUUAUUUCCAUGUUUGUUUCUGUGGCGUGAGUUUAAUUCAGUAUAUUGUGUAGGUCUUGGAAAGAACAUAGCUAGAGCAAUGAGUCACUUUUUAAUUGUAAAGAACAUUUUUAAUUGUGAAGAAAGAAUGCAAGGACUUGAGAACCACUAACUUCUAGAAUAGGUUUUCAGAGACUGAGGCAAACUAGAGCUUCUAUUUGAAAAGACAGAUCUAUAUGGUCUUAAACUGUGAAGAAAAUGUAGAUUUAUCAUGCCUGUUAGAGAAAGUAAGGCCUGAGCUAUAUACUAUAUCUCUACAGCAUUAGAUUCACUUACACUCUAACUGCAGAUUUCUGUUUUAUGUGAAAUGCAUUGAUAUUUUAUUUAACUGUGCUCUAAGACUUUGCCAAACGGCGUUGCCAUAGUUGUACUUGUCCAUUAUUUGGUACUUCUGGUUCAUUCUUAAGCACUUCUUGAUGUCGUUUUAUUUGGAACCUGCUGUCCUAGUCUCUAUUCCCCAAUGCAUGCAGCCCCAUGUUCUGCCAUCUUUUAAAACGAAAUGUAUCCAUGUCACACAUCAGGUGCUCAGUCAAUAGCUGCUACAGUACAACCCUUAAAGGACAUAGAGAAAUCCACUCAUCCUGCCCAUUCAUUUAAUCAACUGUUACUUUACUAAGAGCUUUAAAAUAUUUCUCCAAAUGAACAUUUGUUCAGUAAUCUUUUAAUGCUUGACCUUCCUUUAGUCCGAUCAUAAAUCCAGCAGACGAAGGGUUAACAGCCACACCAGUGGCAGACAGACAGGAUGCGGUUUGGGGCAGUAAUGGAUUACAGAUUAGACCUGAUGCUAACUAGAGACCCAGUUGUCUCUUGGCUGAACUCUGGUGUUGAGUUGUGCUGUCAGAGCAGGUUUUCAGGCUGGUUUAUUAAAAAGUUAAACAAUC
Oncorhynchus mykiss (rainbow trout) is the source of this 3069-nucleotide messenger RNA. The record is from RefSeq and is a predicted model, not a curated record. NCBI's taxonomy places the organism in Eukaryota, Metazoa, Chordata, Actinopteri, Salmoniformes, Salmonidae.